ACAUAAAAUCACGUAAGGACGUAAAACGUAAGCGUAAGAAAAUCGACCAAUCCCAAUCAAGUAUUGUGCUGUCUGUAACCCCAGUAGGGGAAAAUACUCGAUUGGGAUUGAUCGAUUUUCUUACGUUUUACGUCCUUACGGCAUAUUAUGUGUGAAGGCCUUGUGAACCACAUCGUAUAAUAAUCAUGGUGGAAGUAUACAUUCCACCAUGAUCGUAAUCGUGCGCGCCUUCAAGCCGGGCGACGAGACCGGUUGCACGAAAUUGAUUAGAGACAGCGUGAUGUCUUCCCUGGGUGCCACGUUCUGCGGGAUGCUGUUCAAGGAGGUAACUUUCCAGCUGAUGAUCCUGUUGUCCGCGAUAAUGUUCAUCUUCUUCGGGAUGCCGCUGACCAUCUGCCUCUUAGUUGUGCCUGUGGUCGUCGUACUUAUGUACGUCGGCACAUAUGUCAGCUUCGCCGCAAAGCUAACGGAGAUUAACGAGGAGGUGGCUAAUAUUCCAAGACUUUACAUGUCGAACGCCUUUUCUCGCUUCUGGGUCGCCGAAGCGUUUGAACCUCACUUGAUGACGCGACAUCCUAAAGAGGUUCAUUAUACCAUAAUGACGGAAGAACAGUUUCGCCAAGCCAACAUAAGCGUCUCCUCGCAGGCCAAGAAGAUAGUGGGAACUGUCGCUUUGUGCAAAAGUUACCGGUCAGAUAGAAGCGCGUGGAUAAAGAGGCUGUGUGUGCAUGAGCAAUAUCAGAGAAAGGGUAUAGCAUCGUGCCUGCUCAAUAUUACUGUGCAAUUCGCAAUUGAUGCAGGGUACAGCUGCGCUAACAUAGUAGCUUCCGAAUAUACCGAAGAGGGUAGGGAACUGUGCCUUAAAAAAGGAUUUGAACUUAAACAAAUAUACCACAAGUCUAUCCUAGGUUCAUAUAUAACGAUAUUAAUGUACGAGUUAACGUACCGGAUCAAACCUACUGAAGAUGAUUACAUAUCUGGGAUGGACUUUCAAAAAGAGUUUUUAAAUCAAUUCUAACGAUUAGGUUUUCAUAGUGCGCUAAUUGAGAUAACGAAUCUCUUGAAAAACGAAUGAGACUGAUUGACUGAUACUGUGUUCCCUGCGAAACAAAGUGCUCCAACCAAAUAGUGAUCUCUACUUGAUUGAUACGCUUAGUAUUAUCCAAAUUUUAUAUUAACCAAUGGAAGGAUAUUAAAUGUAUAGGAGAGGUAUUAUUUUUUACGAAAUGUUUGUUAGAUAUUUCAAAUAUUGUUGUAUAUAUCAUAGAAUUAAUAUUAUUGUCAUGUAUAUUAUU
Temnothorax curvispinosus is the source of this 1295-nucleotide messenger RNA. RefSeq names its product N-acetyltransferase family 8 member 3-like. Gene Ontology annotation, molecular function: N-acetyltransferase activity. NCBI's taxonomy places the organism in Eukaryota, Metazoa, Arthropoda, Insecta, Hymenoptera, Formicidae. Bases 209 to 1018 code for a protein of 269 amino acids. The record is from RefSeq and is a predicted model, not a curated record. The transcript is spliced from 2 exons.